AGGGCUGAAUGUAAACAUUGUUUUCUUUAUAAUGAGAUAACUUUUGAGACUACCUUCAUAUGUUAAUACACAGAAUACAAAUGACAAGUGUUUUCUUAAGGAAUUAUUUCAUACAUUCGGGUACUCAGCAGUGUGAGCUUUCAAGGUGUACAAGAUUUGCAUCCAAGAUAUGUUUUCUCAGGACUUUUGGUAUGUAGUUGAAACCUGGAGAGGUAUCUCAUGUUUUCCUAAACUAUGUCCUUAAAGCUGAAGACUUUCAAGACUUCCUUUUCUUCUGUGGGAUUUAUUUUGUAGAAACAGUUUGUAAGAUAGACCAAAUUAUAGCAAUUCUUUCCAUAAGAUAAUUUUUUUUACUUCUAGCUAUUCUGGCCAAUAUUUUUUCUUGCGCUUUGUUUUUGUAUCAUACUCUUCUCAUAUAAUGAGAUCUCAAGUAAAUUAUAAUUUCUUUAUGAUCUCUGAUGUGAACAAGAAAACAAUUGAGACAAAAACUAGAUAAAACUGUAAUGAGAAACUCAUUAUUAAAAGUGCAUGGGCUCAAAUACUGGCCCAUAUUGCCAAAGUGGAAAAUCCCUAUUUAGUGAUGCACAUAGUAUCUUUGCCAAGAUAAGCACUGAUUUAAUCCUGUAAUCUUUGUGUUUGAAGCUGCUCUGAAAUGGCAGUGACCUCUCAUCUUCAGUUGUGAAAUUUGGUUUUAAAGCAGUCUGAGGCUGCUAAGGAAAUAAAUAUUGAGGAAAAAAUACUGAAGGUACUGAACUUUCUACUGGGGUAGCAGAAACAGAGCAUAUGAGUGUUUCUGGUUAAUGGUUUACAGCUGUUAUGGAGAACACUGACAAUAAACCCUGUGUAACAUCUUGGGAGGUUCUGCUUGAGAGCUCCUGCAGAUGCCUCAGAGGAACUAGAAGUUUCCAGCCAGCUUGACAUAAACUGCUUUUUGGCAUCUGAAAGCUGCGUGUUUGGACUCAUGCAAGACGUGGACUAAUGGUGCUUUCUAAACAUCCACCUGCCUUCCUGAAUUUAAUCCUCAUGCUGUAAAAGACAAAACUUCAUAUGUAGAUUUUAGUACACUGCUGCAAACAGAUAAUUUUGCCCUGUGUUUUAGCUCUAAAUUGAGUUAAACCACUCAAUUUAUCAUCAAUCUGCUCUGUUUUUUCUGUUUAUUUGAACUGUAUACCUUAUUUUUCCAAAAGUGUGGAGUUGGAGUUUUUUUGGUCUUUGUUUGUUUGCUUGUGUUUUAAUAAGAUAGUAAUGAACUGGAAUAACUGCCCAGUAUCUGACCUGGAAAGCUUAGAUGAGAAAUAAAAAGUGAAGAAAUUAAGUCCUUGGAGAAAAGUUCUAAUCCUUUUGUGCCACCAAGUGAAAUGCAUGCAGACAUGUACACACACACACACAAAGGCAAAAUAAUUAUUUUAACUGAACACUAAUACAAGUUGAGCAAUACAAAAAGUUGUAAGUUCAGCUUGUUUUUUUUAUAAAUAUUCUGAUAAGUGGUAGGUUUUGUGAUUACUUUCAUGGUGAUAAAAACUUUGUAAUUUGAAGUAAAGGCAAAAAUUUUUCCAGGGGUGUGAAAAAUUAUCAUCACUUUUUGGAUGAGAAAAGAGUUGCAUAUUUGUGGUUAUACAGGAAGGCUUCAAUGGUGUUGCCUUGCAAUGGUGUGGUGUACUUUUCCAGAGCUGUGUUCCCAUGAUACCUGUCCACCCUGUGACCAAUAUAAAAAUCUGCUUUUCUGAGUUAAAGGUCAGAGCUGUACAGACAUCUUAGUCUCAAAACAUUUCUUGUCACAGGACUAAACUAUCGAUGUGUUUUUCAGUAAAGACUUCUAGCACUCUCACUGUUGCACACGUAAAACAGAAUAGAGCACAUAAAAAUGAAAGCUGCUUACUGAAAACAGUUGAGUCCUCUCCUACAAGCCUGUCAGGGCAAAGCAAAUUGAUACAUGGGAGAGUAUGAAGACUUUAUUUGAGACAGUUCUUCCUCUGUAAGGAGGAGUUGGAGACCUUGCUGGCCCUUAAAUCAUGGAGAAGUGAUUUCAAUGAUCAGGAUGCUCAGAAGGGUCAUAGUUGGGUGGAAUGUUUUGAUCUUGAUACUUUUUGAGUUGAGUAUAUAUCUCUGUCUUUUCCAUAUUUGAUUUAAAAGAAAAGACGAAAAAAGAGUGGGGAGAAAGGAAGAGCCAUUCCUUAAGCAGUUUCACUGUGAAACAAAACACCUUUUUUUUUUCUCAUAUUUGAAAGAUUUUUUUUUUUUUGCUUUUAACACCUAUUAAAAAGAAUAAUAGAAAUCAAAACAAGUGAUUCAGAUAAGCUAGAAAUUAAGUUUGUCUACUUGUUGUAUUUACAUUUCAUAUAUCUGCAAACAGGCUUGUGUUUUUUCUGCUUUCUGGCAAACUGAAGACACUCUCUGUUGAACUUAGCAACAAAAACAGGAGUGUGGAAAGGCCGACAGUAAAAUUACUUGGAAGAUGUAGACAGGAUAAUUUCUGUGGAGUAUUGAAAAGGAGAAAUGAGAACUUGAAAUGAUGUUAAGAGCACAGUAUACAUAGUUGAAGUAUAUAUCUGUGUUUGUCAAGGGAGUACCUCAAGAAAAUGAUGUAAUAAUAAGAAAAUAUAGGCAAUGAUUCUGUCCUCAGCUGCUGUAGUUUCAUAAUGGUGUCGUUUACUUGGGUCUGAGUUACUAGUCUGACUAAUUUCAUGUGGAUUCCCCCACUCCAGCUCCCCCGGGUCAGGAUUUGCUCUUGAGUCAGAUCUGGUUCCUUGUUUAUGUGGGUUCCUGUGCUAGCAGCAGAUACUCUGACUGUUCUGAAUCAGAGAUUUGCCUUUUAUUUAAAAUGCUAUGAAAGAGGCAGAUGCUCAGCUGGUGUAAAACCGGAACAUCUAUUUCAGUGCAGUGUGGAUGAUGGAUGUUCUGAAAAUGGGUCCCAAGGUCAGUAACUAUCGACAGAAAAGGUAAGGUACCCAUUCAAAGUAAAUAUUAAAGAUAAGUUAGCAUUGCAGGCACAGUAAUAUUUAACACGAAGUGUGGACUUCUUUUUUUUUUUUUUUUAGUAGAGCAUAAACCUUACCUAUGCAUCCAGACCUACUGUAUGUUCAGGAUGAUUUGGAUUUAUCGGACUUUUAAUUUCAUUUUCUUACUUGCUUCUGUUUACAGUGAAUGUGUGACUCAGAUCUAUGAAAAUACAUACUUCCAAGGUGGAGACCUCACUACGUUUUUUACACCGAGUGCCAAUUACUGCCAAAUAGUGUGUACUUACCAUCCUACCUGUCUGUUCUUCACCUAUUUGCCAGCAACAUGGACUAAAGAUCCUGCAAAAAGGUUUUCCUGCUAUUUAAAAGACAGUGAUACAGAAAUGCUGCCGAAAGUGGAUAUGGAAGGAGCUAUCUCUGGACAUUCCUUAAAACAGUGUAACAUCCAAAUUAGUGCUUGCAGCCCAGAUGUCCAUGUAGGACUGGAUAUGGAAGGGAAGAUUUAUGAUAUUGCUACGGCUGACAGCUAUCAAGAGUGUCAAAAACGAUGUACCAAUGACAAGCAUUGCCAUUUUUUUACAUAUGCCUCUGAAACAUUUCACAAUGCAAGCUUUUGUAAAAAAUGCUUCUUGAAACAUACCAGUGUUGGAACUCCAACCAACAUAAAGGUGCUUGAUGAGGUUGUGUCUGGAUUCUCUUUAAAGCCAUGCCAGCUUUCUGAAUUAGAUUGUCAAAUGGACAUUUUUGAUGAUCAAGAGUUUUCAGGAAUUAAUAUUACAAGUUUUUUCACUCCUGAUAUUUCUGUCUGCCAAACUAUUUGCACGUAUUUUCCAAAGUGCUUGUUCUUUACAUUCUUUACCAGGAAAUGGGAAAUAGAAUCCCAAAGAAAUCUUUGCCUUCUGAAGACAUCAACAAGUGGGAUACCAGAGGCACUUAUAUCACAAGAAAAUGCUGUAUCAGGCUUUGGUCUCCUAAAUUGCAGAAGAUCUUUUCCUGCCUGCAAUUCUCGCACUUACACGCAUAUGGAUUUUUUGGGAGAUGAACUUAAUGUCACUUAUACUAAAGGACACAGAGCUUGUCAGCAGGUUUGCACAGACGUGAUCCGCUGCCAAUUUUUUACAUACUUUCCACUCCAAGAUUCAUGCAAUGAGGAAAGAAAGUGUGAGUGUCACCUAAGAAUGUCCUCAAAUGGAUCUCCAGUGAAAAUAGUGCAUGGGCCAGGAAGGAUCUCUGGAUACUCACUAAGAUUAUGUAAAAAAAAAGCCAGUACUGUGUGUAUGCAGCAUUCUGCAAGAACUAUUAGGAUCGUUGGAGGGACAGACUCUUCCCCUGGGGAAUGGCCAUGGCAGGUCAGCUUGCAUGUGAAGUUGUCUCGUCAGAGACAUCUGUGCGGGGGCUCUAUCAUCAGCAACCAGUGGAUUCUCACAGCUGCUCACUGUGUCACCAGUCUUGCGAAUCCCAACAGUUGGCGUGUUUAUGCUGGUAUUUUAAAACAAUCAGAAAUAAAUGAGGAUACACCUUUCUUCAAAGUGGAAGAGAUUAUUGUUCACCCUCAGUAUAAAUACGCACAGGCUGGAUAUGACAUUGCUUUAAUGAAACUUGCUAAGCCUAUGAAUUUUACUGAUCUUCAACUACCUAUUUGCCUGCCAUCAAAAGAAGACACUAACAUAUUUUAUACUGACUGUUGGGUAAUUGGAUGGGGUUACAGAAAGGAAAAAGGUCGAGUACAAGAUAUUCUUCAGAAGGCUCCCAUUCCCCUCAUGUCAACAGAGGAAUGCCAGGCAAGGUACCGGAAGCGCAGAAUAGGUGACAAAGUCAUCUGUGCUGGCUAUGAUGAAGGUGGAAGGGAUGCUUGUAAGGGAGAUUCGGGAGGGCCACUGUCAUGCAGGCAUGAGGAGGUGUGGUAUCUGGUGGGCAUCACCAGCUGGGGCGAAGGGUGUGCUCGCCCCUGGCAGCCGGGAGUCUACACCAAAGUUGCUGAAUAUUCAGACUGGAUUCUAGGAAAAACUACAUAGCAUGAGCAUUACUGACUCGCUCAAAGUGAUGUUGUAGAAUAACAACCCUAAGAGCAACAUGAUGAAACAUAUCAGUGUUUUUUAAAUGGUGUUUCUUGUUAGCCCAGAGUGUAAAAGGCUUGAUUUAAAAAGCAGAAAAGCAGGAUUGAAUGAUUUUUCCUAUUACUAAAUAAAAAGCAGUAAUAAAAAUAAA
Pseudopipra pipra is the source of this 5165-nucleotide messenger RNA. Its product is annotated as coagulation factor XI-like. Gene Ontology annotation, molecular function: serine-type endopeptidase activity; protein binding. Bases 3077 to 4972 code for a protein of 631 amino acids. The transcript has 15 exons. NCBI's taxonomy places the organism in Eukaryota, Metazoa, Chordata, Aves, Passeriformes, Pipridae. The record is from RefSeq and is a predicted model, not a curated record. Gene Ontology annotation, cellular component: extracellular region. Gene Ontology annotation, biological process: proteolysis.